Nycticebus coucang (slow loris) is the source of this 1431-nucleotide messenger RNA. Its product is annotated as glutathione S-transferase Mu 1. The record is from RefSeq and is a predicted model, not a curated record. Gene Ontology annotation, molecular function: glutathione transferase activity. Lineage: Eukaryota; Metazoa; Chordata; Mammalia; Primates; Lorisidae. The transcript has 8 exons. Gene Ontology annotation, biological process: glutathione metabolic process. The coding region runs from base 364 to 1047 and encodes 227 amino acids.
ACUCUCUGAACCCUGGGGGCUGGCGUGCUGUAGCCAUUCAACUCUUUUCUGCCACCAAGGCUCCGGCGCCCUGCCCCACCCACAACCCCGUCCCGGCCUCCUGCGUCUGCGCAUCUCGGGAGACUAGUCGGAAGUUACGACAAUUAAGACCCGUGGAGCGGAGCUGGGCGCGAAGGGCUCGCCCUCCCGGGCGCCGGGAGAAAAUUACAGCCCAGCUCCGCUGAGGACUGUCCACCGAGUCCACAGCACCCUGCACCAUGCCGAUGACACUGGGUUACUGGGACAUCCGCGGAGUGAGCGAGGGUCCGCUUGGGCAGCGGCACUGGGGCGCAGAGGCCGAGCAGCUGGGCACCGGUUCUGGGGAUGGUGGCUCCUCAGGGUGGGGGAACCGCUGUCCGUCCCUCUCUCAAGGGCCUGCGCAUGCCGCUGGCUCACGCCAUCCGCCUGCUCCUGGAAUACACAGACUCCAGCUAUGAGGAGAAGAUUUACACCAUGGGGGACGCUCCUGACUAUGACAGAAGCCAGUGGCUGAAGGAAAAAUUCAAGCUGGGCCUGGAUUUUCCCAAUCUGCCGUACUUGAUUGAUGGGGCUCACAAGAUCACCCAGAGCAAUGCCAUCCUGCGCUACAUUGCCCGCAAGCACAAGCUGUGUGGAGAGACAGAAGAGGAGAUGAUUCGUGUGGACAUUUUAGAGAACCAAGCUAUGGACAUCUCUAAUCAGUUGGCCACAGUGUGCUACAGCCCUGACUUUGAGAAACUGAAGCCUGACUACUUGGAGGGCCUCCCUGAAAAGAUGAAGCACUUCUCACAGUUUCUGGGAAAGCAGCCAUGGUUUGUUGGGGACAAGAUCACCUUUGUGGAUUUCCUCGCUUACGAUGUCCUUGACCUGCACCGUGUAUUUGAGCCCAAGUGCCUGGAUGCGUUCCCUAACCUGAAGGACUUCAUGGCCCAUUUUGAGGGCCUGAAGAAGAUCUCUGCCUACAUGAAGUCCAGCCGCUACCGCCCAAAGCCUCUGUACACAAAGAUGGCCGUCUGGGGCAAUAAGUAGGGCCUUGUGAAGCCAGGAGGAGCGAGGAGCCUGUCCUCAGCCUGCUGCCUGGGGCCCUGGAGAACAGUGGCCUCUGCACCUCAUUUCAACCUUCUCCUUCCUCUGCCCCCACUUCAUUCCUUUCUAUCUCCAAGACCUCACUGGUGCUCUCACUUCCCAUGUCCUGUCCCAUCCAGGCCAUUUCAAUCUCAGCUCUCCACUUUCCUCCAGCAGUGUCCCCUCCCACCUUUACCCUUCCCUGCACUAAAGCCCACCUGAUGUCCUUCCGGUCAGUGUUGUCCCAUCAGGGCAUGGGGUCAGCAGUGCCUGGUGUGCAGGCCCUGCUUCCCAGUGUGGUCCCAGCACUAGGCCUUCCUGAUCCCCAGUAAAGCCUCCUCCGCCUUG